AUGAGGUUUAAAACAUGUACAUAUCUAAGACAAAUUUAUUCUAUAAGUUGUAACCACUAUCGUCAAUAUAAUGUACUAAGUACUACUCAGAAUAUACUUGCAGUUCAUCGUAUUAAUAAAACUCCUUUUAAGCUUUCAUCCUUAAUAUGUGUAUAUUCUUCGGAUAAUAAAAAACAUUUACUAGAAAAGAAAACAGAUGCUAUAAAGAAUGUGCUUGAACAAAAAAAAGAGCAAAUUAAAGAAACUGAGUAUAAAAUUCGUCAAAAAGGUGUAGAACUUGUUCGAGAUUUGAAACAGCAAAAAGAAAUAACAGGUCAAAAGUUUAAAGUUAAAAAAGAUCAUUUGGUAAAAGAUAUAUUAGAAACGAGAGCUAAAGUCAGAGAAAAGAUUGAAGAAGUUGUUGAGAAAGAAAAUGUUUUUACAGUACCUAACAUAUUGUGUGUAACUAGGAUAGUUAUGUCACCAUAUUUGGGUUAUAUUAUAUUGCAAGAUAAUUAUAAUUUGGCUUUAGGACUAUUAGUAUUUGCUGGAAUAACUGAUAUGCUGGAUGGUUGGAUAGCAAGAAACUGGGAAGGUCAGGCAUCUAAGAUGGGAUCUUUUUUAGAUCCCAUGGCUGACAAAGUAUUAAUUGCAACUCUUUUUAUCAGCCUGACAUGGCAGAAUUUAAUACCUCUACCCCUGACAUUACUUAUAGUUGCCCGUGAUGCAGCCCUUGUUGCAGCUGGUUUUGUUAUUAGAUAUAUUAGCCUCCCCCCACCAAAGACACUCAGCAGGUAUUUUGAUGUAACCCAUGCAACAGCUCAACUUGCGCCCACAUUUAUAAGCAAAAUGAACACUGCAAUUCAACUGUUAUUGGUCGGAACAACUUUGGCGUCACCCGUCUUUGGCUAUGUUGAUCAUCCCGCAUUACAUGUCCUUUGUGGGUUAACAGCUGCAUCAACCAUUGUUUCAGCACUAAGUUAUUUAAUAAGUAAGGAUACUUAUAAAGUUUUAAAGAAGAAAUUA
Molecule: messenger RNA, 1005 nt
Organism: Brenthis ino (lesser marbled fritillary)
Lineage: Eukaryota; Metazoa; Arthropoda; Insecta; Lepidoptera; Nymphalidae
Source: the annotation of a GenBank genome assembly